Messenger RNA from Melospiza melodia melodia, 2056 nucleotides. RefSeq names its product V-set and immunoglobulin domain-containing protein 8-like. The coding region runs from base 1 to 1083 and encodes 360 amino acids. Lineage: Eukaryota; Metazoa; Chordata; Aves; Passeriformes; Passerellidae. Gene Ontology annotation, cellular component: intracellular anatomical structure. The record is from RefSeq and is a predicted model, not a curated record. The transcript is spliced from 8 exons.
AUGGCACGGCACGGCGCCAGCCUGCUGCUGCUGCUGCUCGGCAUGAUGCCAGCUCUCCUGGUGGCCGUCAGGAUCAACGGCAAGGGCCGCGAGGUUCUCUACCUGGCCAAGGGCGACUCGGUCAAGCUGGGCUGUCCGUAUGUCCUGGAGCCCGAGGACAACGGACCCCAGGGCGUGGGCAUCGAGUGGAUCCAGAUCAGCCCCGAGAGACCCAGCCCCGAGAACGUGUUCCUGUCCUACCAGGACCACCACGUGAACUACGGCAGCUCGGGGCUGCAGGACCGUGUGGCCUUCGUGCAGACGGACCCGGGCCAGCGCGACGCCUCCAUCCGCGUGGCCGACCUGCAGGAGAGCGACACCGGCACCUACCAGUGCCGCGUCAAGAAGAACACGGUGGCCGUGCACGAGGUCAUCGUCACCGUGCAAGGUGGCCCUGACAGUGUCCCGUGUCCCCCCGCCCCAGCAGAGAAGCCGGCGGCCCCGCAGUGCUGGAGCGAGGGGGAGCUGAUCGAGGGGGGCUCGGUGCUGCUGCGCUGCUUCAGCCGGGGGGGCACCGCGCCCCUCUCGUACCAGUGGGCAAAGCUGGCAGAGGGCUACGGCGGGGGGCGCCUGCCCGCGGGCACCCUGCAAGGCCGUGCCCCCGGUGACCUCCUGAUCCGCAGCCUGACCGUCAGCCACGCUGGCACCUACCAGUGCCGUGUCACCAACCGCGUGGGCUACUCGGUGUGCCAGCUGAACCUGAGCCCCGGGCCACGUGACCGUGUCCCCGUGCCAGGCGGGCGCCAGGCUGGCAUCAUCGUGGGCUCCAUCCUGGGCUCGCUGCUCCUGCUCAGCCUCCUGGGGCUGCUCAUCUGGGCACUGAUCGCCCGCUACCAGCGCAAGGAGUGCCAGCGCGCCUGCAGCGACUGCCGGAGCAGCACGGGUGGCACCAUGCCCCGGCCGUGCGCCGCCUGUGCCCACCACUCGUACUCCCCGCAUGGCAUCAGCUACAUGCAGUGCCAGCACGGCGACGGCGACGAGCGCGCGGCCGCGCUGCUCUGCAACGAGGGCAUGCGACACCAGGUCACCUGUCCCGCGCUGUGACACCGCGGCCACCCAGCGGCGACAGCGACAGCGACACACAGAGAGAGCCCGCCUGCAAAAGUGACGGCAGGAGCGGCUCCCGACGCCAAAAAAAACCGAAAAAGCUUCAAAUUCCCACAGAAUCGUUCAAAAUCCUACAAAAUCGCCCCCAAAAUCCCAUAAAAUAUUUAAAAAACCUCCCAAAAUUCCCACAGAAUUCCAUAAAAUCCUUUAAAAGCCCCCAAAAAUUCCUGUCCUGGAGCGCCCUCGUGGGGCCACUGCAGGGACAGAGACAGGGACGGCGAGUCCGCAAAAGUGACGGCAGGAGCGGCUCCCGAUGCCAAAAAACCCGAAAAAGCUUCGAAUUCCCACAGAAUCGUUCAAAAUCCUACAAAAUUGCCCCCAAAAUCCCAUAAAAUAUUUAAAAAACCUCCCAAAAUUCCCACAGAAUUCCAUAAAAUCCUUUAAAAGCCCCCAAAAAUUCCUGUCCCGGAGCGCCCUCGCGGGGCCACUGCAGGGACAGAGACACGGACAGCGAGUCCGCAAAAGUGACGGCAGCAGCGGCUCCCGACGCCAAAAAACCCGAAAAAGCUUCGAAUUCCCGCAGAAUCGUUCAAAAUCCUACAAAAUCGCCCCCCAAAUCCCAUAAAAUAUUUAAAAAACCUCCCAAAAUUCCCACAGAAUUCCAUAAAAUCCUUUAAAAGCCCCCAAAAAUUCCUGUCCUGGAGCGCCCUCGUGGGGCCACCACAGGGACGGGGACAGCGACAGCGACAGCGACAGAGAGAACGACAGAGAGAGCCCGCCCGACAAAGUGACGGCAGCAGCGGCUCCGCAAGCCCAAAAAAUCCUUUAAAAGCUUCGAAUUCCUACAGAAUUCUUCCCGAAAUCCCACGGAAUCGUACACAGUUCCAGAGAAUCCCUCCCAAAAAUUCCAUAAAAUAUUUCAAAACCCGCAAAAAUUCCCACAGAAUCCCAUAAAAUCUUCAAAACCCAA